Messenger RNA from Acanthoscelides obtectus, 462 nucleotides. NCBI's taxonomy places the organism in Eukaryota, Metazoa, Arthropoda, Insecta, Coleoptera, Chrysomelidae. The record is from the annotation of a GenBank genome assembly.
AUGGAGCUAAAUCAGUGUCCAGAACGGUUUCAGUCUUUUUAUCGAAUUUCUAAAGACUGUUUUACUCGGCUACUGAACAUAAUAAAACCAAAAAUAACUAAAAAGAAUACAAACUGGAGAAAUUGUGUUAGUGCAGAAGAGCGAUUAUUAAUAACUCUUAGAUAUUCUGCCACGGGCUCAUCUUUUAAGUCCUUACAAUUUUAUUUUUUAAGAGGGCAUAAAACAAUACGAAAAAUUGUUCAUCACACAGCCUAGAUGUUAUGGAAAACUCUACAGCCAGAGUUUUGACCAAAACCGACUAGGGAAAAAUGGUUGGAUAUCGCUGAACGCUUUUAUAGUCUAUGGAAUUUACCUAAUUGUAUUGCGAGCAUUGAAGGCAAGCACAUUAGGAUAAAAGCACCCCCAAAUUCAGGAUCUGCAUUCCACAAUUAUAAAGGUUUUUUUCUAUAGUGCUGUUAGCUG